AUGCCGAAUUGUCAACUCGUUGCGACUCCGACGCAACCCGCAGAAUCUAAGCCCAUAUCGAAGCACGCUGGUCGACGAGACCCCCGACGAGUCGAGGCGAGAGAACCGCACGUGAUGAUCCAGACACCUGCCACGCACCACCACCAACCAUGGUGCCGAAGUCCCAACAGCCCGGACGACCAGGUAUUCGCCGCAAGUACGUUUUCGUGGAGUGUCCCGGACGACACGAUGCUCGAGGCGCACGACAUUGAGCUGCUCCAGUACUUUCUGUCGUAA
Messenger RNA from Aphanomyces invadans, 276 nucleotides. RefSeq lists its product as hypothetical. The record is from RefSeq and is a predicted model, not a curated record. The coding region runs from base 1 to 276 and encodes 91 amino acids. Lineage: Eukaryota; Oomycota; Saprolegniomycetes; Saprolegniales; Verrucalvaceae. The transcript has a single exon.